GAAAUGUUAAGCUUUGUCUUGUGCAUUGCUCUUCUGGACCAAAAUAUUACUGUCAUACUAAGCUACAUUAAAUUAAGCGUUAUACAAUAAUAAACAAGCAGACACGUGGAGUAGCCUAGCGUUUUUCCAAGUACGUCAAUACGUGUGUCGGUCGCUUUAAGAAGGUCAUUUGACGCAGGCUUUUGACAGCGUUAUCAUGGCGGAUGGAAAGCGGUCUAGUACAGAUCAUUCGCCCGCUUCAAGCAUGUCCUCUCUCGGGAGGGCUCUGUCUCAUUCGGGUUUGAGUCAACUGGAUCAGUCAGAGGUUUUCCAACCUCAAUUGUCUCUUCAUCGAGCCACUUUAACACAGCCGGGACGACGGAGGCGAUGUGUCGAAUCCCCGGAGGUGAGCCCCAGUGUUGAAGCACGGGUAUUGGUCAUCAACACCGGGGGAACUAUUGGAAUGACGUACCAAGAUAAUGUACUACGUCCAGAGGCCAAUGCCUUCGUCAAGGCCCUCCGCAAACUUCCCAUCCUCCACGACGAGCAGUAUGCCGAACAGACGGGGCUGUACGACUUCUGUCCCCAAGAGCAAACUCUGGUCCUCCCGCUUUCCAAGCAGAACAAGAGGGUUGUGUACACAGUCCUGGAGUACUCCCCCCUGCUGGACUCCAGCAACAUGACCACUGACGACUGGGCCAAAAUCGGAAAGGACGUGGAGAGACAUUAUGAGAAGUAUGAUGGCUUUGUGAUUCUUCAUGGGACGGACACCAUGGCGUACACAGCCUCUGCCCUGUCCUUCAUGUGUGAGCACCUGGGAAAGCCCAUCGUCCUGACCGGCUCCCAGGUGCCCAUUUUCGAGUUGAGGAACGAUGGUCGAGACAACCUCCUGGGGGCGCUGUUGAUUGCUGGCCAGUUUGUGAUCCCAGAGGUCUGUCUCUACUUUCACAACAAGCUGUACAGAGGGAAUCGCGUGACCAAGGUGGAUUCUGGGAGUUUCAACGCAUUUUGCUCCCCCAACCUACCUCCGCUUGCCAAUGCUGAAGUGGAUAUCAAAAUAAACUGGGACACAGUGUGGAGGGCCAACAGCACGAUGAAGUUCCAGGUCCACACCGAAAUGAACCGCAAAGUGGGGCUCCUUCGUCUGUUUCCCGGGAUCACGACCGAAACCGUGAAGGCCUUCCUCCAGCCACCGAUGGAGGGGAUCGUCCUGGAGACUUACGGCAGCGGGAACGCACCCAACAACCGCGCGGACCUGCUGGAGGAGUUACGCAAGGCCACCGAGAGGGGCGUGAUCAUGGUCAACUGCACCCAGUGUUUGAGAGGCACUGUCACCGUGUCCUACGCAACCGGCCAGGCCCUGAGUGACGUCGGGCUCAUCGCAGGCCGUGAUAUGACCCCUGAGGCUGCUCUGUCCAAGCUGUCCCACGUGUUGGCCAUGCGGGACCUCAACACGGAGGACAAAAGAAAGAUGCUGAGUAAGAACCUGCGGGGGGAGAUGAUCGCUGACUUUGAGGGGGCCAAGCUCUCCCUGAGGGACAGCCGCUUCAUCCAGGUCAUCGCCAAGUCCCUGAAUAUCUGCUGCAAGGAGGAGCUGGAAGCUGUCCGCGAUGCGCUGACCCCUAGCCUGGCCUGCGCCGCUGCUAAGAUUGGGGACAUCGAGGCCCUGGAAGCCAUUCUGGAAAUGGGUAGUAUCCUGAGCAUGGAGAACUAUGACAGCCGUACCCCCCUGCACGUCGCUGCCUGCGAGGGCCAUCUCACUGUGGUGAAGUACCUCCUCAUCCAGGGAGCCACCGUCCAUGCCCGGGAUCGCUAUGGACACACGCCCCUGCGCAACGCCGUCCGCUUCCGACACAAGGAGAUAGUGAAACUGCUGAGGCAGACAGGGGCCCACUUGUCUCAAGAGGAGCUGGACGAUGCAGGCUCUGAACUCUGCAGUCUGGCAGCGAGCGGGGACCUGGAGGGACUGAUGAUGUGGCACCUGGCGGGGGCGGAGAUGGAAAUGGUCGGGUACAACGGACAGACGGCCAUGGACAUAGCUCAGGCGACUGGAAACACCGAAGUGCUGGAGUUCUUGCAAACGGUUGGGAAGUGCAGGAAUACGAAUGGGGGCCUGUAAUUUAUGGAACGUCCAAGAAAGAUCUGAGCGCAGAAACCUACAGACGUCCCUAUGUCUCUCUCUCUCCAUCUCUCUCUCUCUCUCUACCUCCCUCCCUACCUCUACCACCCGUCCAUCAUCACGCACCUCUUCACCUACAUGUCUAUGCUAGGCCAUGUUAAAUUCUGCCAUAGCCUGAGUCCAGUCCCAGGCUACCUACUAUUCCGUCCUGCAGAUUCCUGUCUCCAUCCCCAGCCUUGCUACCCAUUGCCAGCCUCCUCAGGUUUCCCCAUGUUGUGCUGUGAGUGGGUCAUAGUAUCACAAAAUGAAUACAUCACCAGCAGCUUGCAAAUUCACACUCAUGUUCAAUUUACAUUUCUACCCCUGAAUAAGGGCAUUCAACCCGGAUGAAGUCAGGUAUUACCCUUUGUUUUGUUUUGUUUAAUUGAUUCAUAUGUCAGUUUAAGUUAUAUAAGUUUCAUUGGUGUAUGUAGGAAAUAAGGAUGUAAUAAUUAAGAGCAUAACAUUAAGAUAUGUAUUUUAGCACUAGGACAACCAAAUGUAUUCUCAUAAACAGUAUGAGCUGGUCAGGUCAGCCCAGGGCUCUUUUACUUCUUUACAGAAAACGGCUACCAUUAAAUUCAUGAACACUCAAAAUGGCUGCUGGUUUCUGUAAAGCAGUGAAAACCCCCUGGGUCCUGUACUGGAUAUUUUUCUACCCAUUAUACCCAGGUCUUCUACCAAAAUAUAUUGCACUUUAAUACUUUGCAUUAGUUCAGUUUAGACUUUGAAUGUCGUCAAAUAUUUAAAUAAUUUGUAAAAUGUGUUCUUUAUUGUUAUAGGACAGGGGAGUGCUCUGUGUUGUGUCAUGUGUGACUCAUUGUUACUCUGUGAUACUGUAGGGAAAAUUCACAGAGCAAGAGAUUCCCCCCUAAAAGUACAAAUCAAAAUCAGACUGCCCUAAUGAACAAGCUGGUUCCCUCAACACUCUCGAAGAUUUAUGUUAAGAGUGUAUCAAUAUAUAUGUAUACACAACAUGUAAUCAACAUGUCAUAUGUAUGCUGUUUUAUUCAAUUGAAUGAACCUAGAACAUUUGUAUAACUGAGCUUAUGAAAAUGCAAGAAACCACAGUGUACACUGUCGAAAAGAGAGCAAAGACUGCAAGUUAAAGAAUUACAUUUAUUCACUUAGAAGAAAGUAGUGAUCAGAUAUGCAGUAUUAUAUAUUCAAUGAUUUCUCUGAUUAUAUAUUAUAUAUUAUUAUAUAUUUUCUAUGAUUUUACUGCUGUUCAGUGUGUCUAUACUUUCUAUGACUUAUUGUUAUAUUUUCACUGAUGUCUAUCAUAUAAUUUCUAUGAUUUUGAUUUGACUGCUGUUUAGUACAUCUGUAUACUCUUUAUGACUUAUUACUGAUAAGUAUUGUUGUUAGAAACGCAUAAGUGACCCCUGUGUAAUCCAAAGUUAAGUCAAAUGAUUAAUAUGAGGUGGAAAGCACCCAAAAUGAUCUAUAGGUCGUAGAAAGUUCUGGAAAACACUAUAUAGGGAAUAGCACCGUGUUACAUGUUUUUCAUGUUAAUGAUUUCAGUUUGUUAGAUGACACAGCCUAUAAAGCAAGAUGUAUGUAAUAAGACCCUUCUUUGUUUUGGAAAUCAAUGGGACAAUUCGCCACAAUGGUUUUAGGACUGAAAAGUAAAUACCUGUAACAUAGCCAAGUCAUAUGAUGGUUUUCAAGAAAGCUAUUGGUUGUGUUGAGAUAAGGACUGAGGAUUUGAACCGGCUCUUGUGCACGUGUGCCACAAUAAAGUCAAAUUUUCUGCAGA
Conger conger (European conger) is the source of this 3896-nucleotide messenger RNA. RefSeq names its product asparaginase homolog (S. cerevisiae) (gene aspg). Lineage: Eukaryota; Metazoa; Chordata; Actinopteri; Anguilliformes; Congridae. Gene Ontology annotation, molecular function: asparaginase activity; protein binding. The transcript is spliced from 16 exons. Bases 197 to 2098 code for a protein of 633 amino acids. The record is from RefSeq and is a predicted model, not a curated record. Gene Ontology annotation, biological process: amino acid metabolic process.